UCGUACUCAUUCCUCUGGUUAUACGACUCCUCAACUGAACGCAUAUUACCGAACUCAGAACGAACACUCGUCUCACUUGAUGGUACUCUCUACUUUUCCUACGUGACCAAGAAUGAUGAAACAAGCUACGCCUGCUCGCUCUCAUUGCCCUACACCCAGUCUGGCCACUAUGGACCAUUUUUUCGGCUUCACGUUCCAGUCUCGCAGACGACGUUCGCUCCCAGACUUGACACCACGCAACCACAAAUUUUUCCUGAAUCGCCUUCUGUCGGAUCUACUAUCUACCUAGAGUGCUUUGCUUAUGGAAAUCCUGUUCCAACCUAUAAGUGGAGUCGUGUUGAUGGAAAAACUCUGAAUAAGAUAUCUCUGUUGAUGCAUCAUGGCCGAGUACUACGAAUAGAUUCCGUUGAAUUGAGCGAUAUAGGACGAUACAGGUGUUCAGCUGCAAAUUCACUUGGAGUAGCAGCUAAGGAAGUCACGCUCACUCUUAGAUCUGCUCCCACUAUUGUUAUUCCGUUGUCCGACCGGCAUGUGGCCACCGAUUCGGACUUGAUUCUUGAAUGUCCUUUGUCGACAACAGAUCAACACUCAUCUAUUGAAUGGUUCAAGGCUCGUUGUAAAUUCGACUUCCACAUCCGACUCUGGAUGAGUAACGAGGUGGGCGUGGCAUCAUCGUCGGCCUACGUACUCGUCCGGGACUCGGCGCCAAUUUUCCUACGUCAAUCCAUGCCGCGAAAAAUCUUCGCAGUUAAUGGAAGUUUAUUGUCGAUUCCUUGCUUCUAUCACGCCUCUCCCAGAGGACAUAGUCGGUGGGCGGACGCAGGUGGGGCUAAAUUGCCGCAUAAGGGACGAGUUCGUGAUCGACACGGUGUGCUUAUCAUCGAGAACGUAUUACAUGAUGAUGCUGGGUAUUUCUUUUGUACUGCACAUAAUCGACUCGGCAAAGCGCAUUCGCAAGUCGAAUUGAUUGUUUUAGUGCGAGUUCAAUCUGCGAUUCCUCCUCAACCUGCCCAAGGCACCAUAAACAUAUCGUGUUCGGUGGAAAUCGAUUGCGGACGAGUUACCGAUUGUCCGGAGGCAUUAUUUCAGUGGACAUUCGAUAACCGUUCCUUUCGUGAACAAACUUAUCAAUCUGCAAGAGGAAGACAACUCUUACAGAAAGUGGAUAUCCAGAUCUCAACACGAACGAAAGCUGACCAACCACAAAGGGUAGCGUGUUAUUCGCUCUAUGGUGAAGAUAGUAUAGAUCUACCAUAUCGUCCAUUCUUACCAGCUCCAUUGGCGUUGAAAGUCGAACAAGACCAACAGACAGUUCGCUUGAUGUGGAGACGAUCCAUCAACGCCCACAGGGACACAAGAAAUCAUGCUGUCAGUGGAGAGGUGAGAAAUGAAGAGGAGAAGACACUACUCCUUUACCGCCUCGGAACAGCAGAACUUCAGACGGAUUUUGUUGGUGGAUAUCUGGUGGAAUUACGAACGAAAGAAGAUCGUCAAUGGCGAGCAGUUCCUCGUCGAGUAGUGGCGGAAAGCGAAUCACACAGCAUCACACUCAACGACCUUGUCCCCAACACUCUAUACCAGUUCCGUGUGCGAACAGUUGAUGCAUUUACGAUGGGAGAACCAUCAUCACCGUCGCCAUGGGUCAAGACCCCACCGGCUGCUCCUUCGGAGACAAUCGACGGUCUUCGAUGGAGAUCACUCGACAACAGCACAAUAUUUGUCGAGUGGAACCCGGUGGAGGCGGUUGGAGCCCACUUUCAAAUUACAAAUAGAAUAUUACAUGUACAUCACUCUGGUGAUCAUCUACGGUAUCGCCUGUCGUGGUCAGUCGACGACGCUUAUCUGACUGACGAUCCUGAAAAUAAUGGACGGAAAUUUUUUCUGAACAACUCCAAAGAAUGUCGCAUGUUGGUGUUCUCCGUUAGACCGAUAAAUGACCAAGGUGCCGGAUUGAUCAGCACCGACACGUGUUUUAAUUUUAUGAAAGGACAUAUGAGGAAAAAAUUGUUCUGCGCCAAAUUUUCAACGUUACAGCUCUCUUGUUCAUCACCUGAUCACGAGACUCAACUUGUCACCGUCUCGGGCGAGUUUUCCGAUUGGAUUCUGGGUGGCCUUGAUGCGAACACCAAGUAUGAGUGUCUGCUGAAGCCAAUGGAUAAUGAGGGAAAGUAUGGUGCUACCAGUAAAGUUCUAGAGAUUAUCACAAAGCAAAAACCACCAUCGGAAGCGCCUAUUAUCAAUAAGCUCUCACUUAAAACAGUGAUUUUUGUAUACGUUUCGGAAACUGCUUCUGAAGCAGUAAAACUGACGAUGCCUGUCUCAAAGCUACCGAAUCCCGAUCGACCAAGCGCUCGACUGGACGGUCUUAGGCUUAUUGGAGACGAAAAGUCUGCGAUAUGGAAUGACCUUCGAGAAGACGAACUGGAAGCUCGACUAGAGAAACUAAACAAGAUCCUUGGAAAAAUUAAGGUGAAGCGUCAGUUUUAUUAG
Angiostrongylus costaricensis is the source of this 2490-nucleotide messenger RNA. NCBI's taxonomy places the organism in Eukaryota, Metazoa, Nematoda, Chromadorea, Rhabditida, Metastrongylidae. The record is from the annotation of a GenBank genome assembly.